AAACAAAGUAACGGGAAGAUUUAUUCCAUCCUAAUGGCUGCUUCUUUCUCCCCUCCGACUGUAACUAUGUUACAUUACUCGCUGGAGAUACGUACAGUAUUGCUCUAACUUGCUUGCCUCAACCUCGUUCCCAAGCCAUUUUGCCUUGUUGAUGAAGUUGUUGGCCACUCCGCAAUAACGGCUCAGGGGCCACAAGACCGUGGGGACGAAGAUGUUGCUUGCCUGCCACAAGUUGCUAAAUGGUUGUCAAAAUCAACUUUUUUAAUACUGUCUUGUGUACGAUAGCUGUGUUUAUCAUUUACUCCUGCUUGCCGAUUAUGAACUCGACAACGACAUCACCAUCGAGCACAUCUACCUCCUUUACGUCGUUUGCCACGGGCGCAUCUACCACAGCCUCUUCGACAGGUGUUGCUAUGGCAACAAUUUCAUCAGCAACAGGCGCCACAAUGUCAACGUCGAGAUGUGCUACAGCUAUUGCGUCUUCCGUCGGAGUUGGCGUAGCAACAAAUACUACAGCAUCCGUCGGAGUUGGCAUAGCAACAAAUACUGCAGCAUCCGUCGGAGUUGGCGUAGCGACCAAUUCUGCAGCAGCCACUGCAGCAUCCAUUGCAGCAUCCACAUCAAUGAUACCACAAUGUGAUUUCUGGAUGAGGGUAGGCUUAAUGUUGCAGUUAUGCGUGAAGUCUGCACUUGUUUGGAUACUGCACAACUACCAUAACGAUCCUACCUACACGGGACUACCUGACAAUGAAGUUGCAUUGUUCAACCGGAUGGCAAGUUUUAAGAAUAAUUAUCAAAGUGAACUAAAAUCAAUUGUCAAGCCUGAUCAAUGGCUCGUUCUCUGCCCUCCAACUGGUAAAUCAAACGCAAAGGAUUGGGAUAUAACAUUGAUCAUUAUCGUUAUUUGUUACGAAACAAAACUCUCUCCUCCGCAGGGUGGAUGGAAAAAAAAGGUACCACGUCCUGGUGACCAAAGUAAAGCCGCAUUUUGUUUACGUGCGCGAGAGCUGCGCAAUAACUUUAACCAUGGGAGUAUCAAUAACAUUUUAACGCAUGCGCAAUUCAUUUCUUACGUCAAAACAAUUGACUCCGUUUUAAAUGGCUUAUGCUACAACAACAUAUCUCUAUUUCACGACUUGGAAACAGGAACCUUGAAAAUGUACACAGGUCAAAUCGUGAAAACAUUGGAAACGAAACUCUCUUGUUUGGAACAGUUCGUGAGCGAUAUGGAGAUACAAAAAGUUGACGACAACACCAAAAGAAUUGCUGCUGCAGAAACCAAUGUGCUUGAUCAUUCUAAACAGCUUUCUCUACUUCAAAUCGAGGCGAAAUCCGUACGUAUAUCAACAACGGAUUUACACACAGCUAGCGAAGUCAAUAGCAUUGUCAUGGAUAAUUUAUCUGGUGAAGUCAGAGACCUUUUAUCUGACAUUUCACUUACAAAGAGCAAUGUAUCCGUUUUGGAAAAAAAGUUUAAUAUUAGUAGCAUUAGUAUCAACAACCUCCAAUCCGAUUUUCAUGUCAUGAGAAAUUGGAUUUCCAUGUUGGAAAAUGGAAAGAUAGACGGUAACACAUUACGUGUUAAUCAACUUCAACGAAGCGUAACUUACACGCAAUCUGGUGUCGACUUCAUUGUAGCUGAUGUAACGUUGCUGAAACAGAAAUUGACCACCAUUGAAAACGACUUCAAUUGGAAGAUGAAUGCUACUGAGUUUUCACGAUUGCUUUUUGCAUGUAUUGAAGAGUACGAUGAGAAAAAGAUUGAAAGGUUUCGACAAUUAUGUGUGUCGUUUAAGUUGGUCCAAGAGGACGACAAACUCGAAAUUUUUAAGGAUUUUGGUGAGGCUAUUGAAGAAAAUGGAAAAAAUUUAUCCCAAAAUGUGCAAACGUUAAUUCAGAUCUUCGAAACUUUAAACCACCGCGAUGCUGUAGAAAAAUUGAAAACAUUCUAUCAAUGUUACUUCCCUGUGUCCUCCACUUCGAAAAGAAUUGUACAGUACGUGAAAAAAUUCAUCUCUUAUCUACCCAGCUUUAACAUCAAGAUUAUAUUUCUACUUGGCUUAUAUUUUCUUUACGCUGAACAAAUAUACGAGCAUUGGAGAUAUGCCUGGUGCACAUAUGGAACCAUUCGAGAUAGUCAGUUUUCAUUCUCUUUUAAAGGAAUUCGUGAUCCAUAUCAACUUAAUUAUGUUUGGGGCAACGUUGAAUUUGAUUGGAACAGUUAUCAGCAUUACUUUCUAACAAUUAAACCUCACUCAAACAAAAACAUGCACUAUUUCCUUAACACAAACAGAUGCAUUCUGGGUAACGUAAGAGAUGUUGGGAAUUCGUUCACAGGUAAGAAACCGGUCAGAGGAGCGGAAAUAUUUGCAGUUCCAGGUUGUUGCACCGAAGUUUGGUUCCAUGAUGACAACAACGGAUAUUGGAAGAAAUACAUUUCCGCCACGAAUAUUAGCUGUACAAAGUUGGGAAAGAAAAAACAUACUCCGAACGAAUUAUAAGACACGUAUCAUAUCAUUCAGAUAGUGAAACUGGAACAAGUACUGGUUUUAGCAUACCAUACUGGUUUUAUAGAAUUUAUAAAGAUGUAUCAUAUUGAUGCUUAAAAUUAGUAAUUGAAGAAUGUACACUUUCCAGAUAAUGUUUUUUAAACUUUACUUUUAUAUUUUUGUUGUUUUUGUUAUUUUUGUUGUUUUUGUUGUUUUUGUUGUUGUCGUUGUUGCUUUCUUCAUUUUACAUUUUAAUCAUUGAAUACAGGGGAAAUUCUUGUGUAAUUUUUAACGAAAUCUUAA
Hydractinia symbiolongicarpus is the source of this 2792-nucleotide messenger RNA. RefSeq lists its product as uncharacterized. NCBI's taxonomy places the organism in Eukaryota, Metazoa, Cnidaria, Hydrozoa, Anthoathecata, Hydractiniidae. The record is from RefSeq and is a predicted model, not a curated record. The coding region runs from base 240 to 2501 and encodes 753 amino acids. The transcript has 3 exons.